AUGAAAUAUGAACCAGAAUUUAAGAAGUCCCCAUCACAUCUGUUGAAGAAAUUUGCAGUAUGUGAUAUUCCUCUGUAUGAUAUAUGUGACUACAAUGUCUCCAGAGACCAAUGCAAGGAACUCGGGUGCUGCUUUUAUAAAGGCGUCUGCUAUGAAAAGGCAAUUCCGAUUUAUGUGCAAGUGUUCUCUGCCUUGAUCGUGAUCAUCUCCGGAGCCUUUGUUAUCACUAUAAUUUACAGAGUUUUUCGAGAGAGUAGGAGAGAAAAGGAUGUCUCUUCGGAUAUAAGUUCACCAUCCAAGUUAGAUGAUAAACUCUCAGCCAGUGAUAAAACAGUGUCGCAGGAGCAGAAAUCUGAAUCGACAGCGCAAAGUUCUGAAUCCCCUGCAGCAAUGUUGAAAUCUGAUAUGUACUUUACACUUAUAUUACAUUUCAAUUCAGACUAA
This is a messenger RNA of Orycteropus afer afer, 444 nucleotides long. RefSeq names its product testis expressed 29 (gene TEX29). The record is from RefSeq and is a predicted model, not a curated record. NCBI's taxonomy places the organism in Eukaryota, Metazoa, Chordata, Mammalia, Tubulidentata, Orycteropodidae. The transcript is spliced from 5 exons. The coding region runs from base 1 to 444 and encodes 147 amino acids.